This is a messenger RNA of Radiomyces spectabilis, 1644 nucleotides long. RefSeq lists its product as uncharacterized. The coding region runs from base 1 to 1644 and encodes 547 amino acids. Gene Ontology annotation, molecular function: aspartate-tRNA ligase activity; ATP binding; RNA binding. The record is from RefSeq and is a predicted model, not a curated record. Gene Ontology annotation, biological process: aspartyl-tRNA aminoacylation. Gene Ontology annotation, cellular component: aminoacyl-tRNA synthetase multienzyme complex; cytoplasm; cytosol. The transcript is spliced from 5 exons. Lineage: Eukaryota; Fungi; Mucoromycota; Mucoromycetes; Mucorales; Radiomycetaceae.
AUGUCCGAGCAACCUACCAAGGAACCCGUCGAAGACAAGAAGCCCGAGGAAACUUUUUUUGACGACGAAGGCAAGCCCAUUUCCAAGAAGGCUUUCAAGAAGCUUCAAAAGGAAAAGGAGAAGGCCGAGAAGAAGGCUGCCACCGCUGCUCGUCUUGCUGAAGAAAAAGCUCAAAAGGAAGCCGGUGAAGUGGAUUACUCUCGUGAUCGCUAUGGCAAGCUUCCCAUGAACCAGUCUCAGCAACGCACAGGCGCUAAGCGUGAAGAUAUUACCACGAUCAAUGCAUCCCGCGCUGGUGAGAGCGUCAUUAUUCGUGCUCGUGUCCACACUUCUCGUGCGACGGGUAAUAAGAUGUGCUUUUUCGUCCUCCGUCAAGGUGUGUCCACUAUUCAGGGUAUCAUUACGGCCGAUGCCGAUAAGAUUAGCAAGCAGAUGAUCAAGUUCUGUGUUGGUAUUCCCGCUGAAUCUAUUGUGUUGAUCGAGGCCACCGUGGCCAAGCCCGUGGAAGAGGUCAAGAGCUGCACUAUUUCUGAUGCGGAAUUGGCCAUCAACAAGGUCCAUAUCAUUUCCGAAGUCAAGGCACGUUUGCCCUUCUCUUUGGAAGAUGCUUCUCGCCCCGAAACCGAGUAUGAGCAGGAGGAUACUCAGCUUGUGCGUGUCAACUUGGAUACACGUCUCAACAACCGUGUGCUUGAUUUGCGUACCACCACCAACAAUGCCAUUUUCCGCUUGCAGUCGGCUAUUUGCUUGUUGUUCCGUGAGUUCUUGGUCAAGAAAAACUUUAUGGAAAUCCACACUCCCAAGAUGAUUGCCACCGCUUCCGAAGGCGGUUCCAAUGUGUUCAAGGUGUCCUACUUCAAAUCCAGUGCUUUCCUGGCCCAGUCGCCCCAGUUGUACAAGCAAAUGUGUAUUGCUGCCGAUUUUGGUCGCGUUUUCGAAAUUGGUCCCGUGUUCCGUGCCGAAGAUUCCAACACCCAUCGCCACAUGACUGAGUUUGUCGGCCUCGAUAUGGAAAUGGCGUUUGAAGAACAUUACCAUGAGGUGCUCGAUGUCUUGGAUGAAUUGUUCGUUUACAUUUUCACCAACUUGAAGGAACGUUACACCCGAGAAAUCGAAACUGUCAAGAAACAGUAUCCCUUUGAAGAUUUCGAAUUCUUGCCAAAGACCUUGCGUCUCAAGUAUGCUGAAGGUAUCCAGAUGUUGCGUGAUGCCGGUGUCGAGAUUGGCGAUUACGAAGAUUUGAGCACGGCCAAUGAAAAGUUCUUGGGUAAACUGGUCAAGGAAAAGUACCACACCGAUUUCUAUAUUCUCGACAAGUUCCCUCUGGAGGUGCGACCUUUCUAUACCAUGCCUGAUCCGGAGAAUCCCAAGUAUUCCAACUCUUACGAUUUCUUUAUGCGUGGUGAAGAAAUUUUGUCGGGAGCUCAGCGUAUCCAUGACCCCGACUUCUUGGAAGAACGCGCCAAAUUCCAUGGUAUUGAUUUGUCAACCAUUCAGCCAUAUAUUGACGCUUUCAAGAUUGGCGCUCCCCCACACGCUGGUGGUGGUAUUGGUAUGGAACGUGUGCUCAUGUUGUAUCUUGCUCUUGGCAACAUCCGACGCUCCAGUCUGUUCCCCCGUGAUCCCAAGCGCUUGGAACCCUAA